GUGGGUCAAAUUGGUGGGGCUGGCGCAUUGUGUUGCGUCAUUGGGUGAAUCCUCAAAAGCGCCAAAUCGGGAAAAUUAAGUUAGGAAGAAAUCAAGGUAUUUCAUUGGAGAAGGACGAAGAAGAAGAAGACGACGACGACGACGACGACGACGAGCAAUGAAUUGACAGAAACUUAUUACAAGUUUAUAUAUAGAAAUUCACGAUUCUGUAUUUGGUCCAAUAAUCUGGGCUCUAUGAGGAGAGAGAAACAUAAAAAAUAAAUUAAAAAAAGUUGCAGCAUUUGACAGAGUAUAUUCCUUCCUUCUACCGCCAAUUCGGCGUAGGAUAUUUGUUGGUUGAUUGGAACUAAACCCUAAAAAAUUGAUUGAAAUUUGAAAUAGUAUUGAUUAAUGGAUCCUGAUCAUAUAGGCAGUGAUCCUUGUAAUUUGCUACUCACUGAUCCCUUACUUUCCAUUGUUGACAAUUCCCUUCAUCACUCUAAAUACCUCUUAGCUCCUGCUUCUAUGGCAUUUCGACAAGCUUUUACGUACUUUUCUAAGCUCGCUGGGGCCGCCGUAUUUUUGUUUUCCGGCGCUUCUCAGAUUAAAACCAGGUUUCCAGACACUCAUCAUGUGUCCGGACCUGUGAAUUCUAGUUGCUCAUUUGGACAACCCAAACACAUUACCCCCUCUUGUAAUUAUUAUCCAUCCUGCUUUAGGUUCCCACAUGAAUCUUUUACUACACUCUUUGGUCAUAAGUUUUCAACCUUUUCUUUUAAGCAUUUAUUUAGAGUAGCAGCUGAUACUUUUCAACCACUUCCUCCCGUGUUUUCGAUAGCUGCUGCGCUCAUUCCACCGAUUGAUCACUUUACUCCAAGCUUGUUAUUGUCUAUCCCACCUGAGGUUGCUAAUACUCAAAUAGUGGGAUCCCUUGAUAAAAACCCCUGCAAUGUUCAGCAUAGAGGUUGUGGCGGUCAUGCAGUUCCUGAAUUUGAUUGGGCAAGACAUGCAGUUGAACCCAAAACUGGCAUUCAGUUUCCUGCUGUUCUGAACAGCAUAUUAUCCAAGGACAAUCAAUCCAAUUUGUCACCAGAGGUUCUUGUUGGAACUGGAUCUAGGAUUCUGACUCUCAUCAAAAUUAAAUCUUUUAAGGUCUAUGCCUAUGGCUUUUAUGUCCAUACUUCUUCUCUCUGUCAGAAGUUGGGUUCAAAGUAUGGCUCUGUUCCAGAAGUAGAACUCAAAGAACGCGAUGAUUUCUAUGCAGAUCUUCUCAGGGAAGAUGUUGGAAUGACUGUUAGACUUGUGGUUAACUACAAUGGCAUGAAAAUUGACACAGUUAAAGAUGCUUUUGAGAAGUCUCUUCGAGCUCGUUUAGCCAAGACAAAUCCAGAAACUGAUUUCAAAUGCAUUGCAACAUUCAGUUCUUAUUUCACAAAAGAUAUUCCACUGCCCGUAGGUACUAUAAUUGACUUUAGAAGAACUUCUGACGGGCAGUUGAUAACCGAAAUUGGAGGUAACCAAAUUGGUGCAGUGAACAGCAGGGAGUUGUGUAGAGUCUUUUAUGACACCACCCCACUCCCCCGAAUCAAGAAAUGUGCAUUUAUGUUAAAAAUUCUUACACGUGUAGAUUGUUUGUGUAGGAGCCUUUUUUGACAUGUACCUUGGAGAAGUUCCUGUCUCAAAGCAGACAAAAGAAGAGAUUGGAAGAAAUGUUGCUACUAUUAUAAGAAGGUGCUAAGCUGAUUUGUUAUUCUGGAUUAUUCUGAGCUGAAGGAUUUCCUGUGCUUCUUGACCCUUCCUAUUACAAUGGGUUCUUGAACGGCUCAAAUUCAUUUUGAUUUAACAGUCCAGUCGUGAGGCUUCUGGCAUCCAUGUUUGGCAUAUGGCCAAUUAGUCAGCUGUGUCCAGCGCCUAACAUGUGUUCCGGUGUAUAGUGGAUUGUAGUUUUAGUUUUCAGCUAUAUGUGUAGAUGAUGAAGCUAAUGAUAUAUACAAAGUAUUAGGCAGGCUUUUUAAAACUAGUUUUUUAGAUAGUAUAUCGGCCGUAAUUUAAUUGAUUCGAGGGAUAUGUUGUUCAACUUUUGAUUGUUGCCAGAGCAGAAGUCAGUUGAACACCGGUUGCGAUUCUAUGACUGCCUUGUGCUCUGCUUUUGGAAGGUGUAAAACUUUGCAUAUUUAUAACACAUUGCUAAAAUUACCCUCUUUAUUCUAUUA
Molecule: messenger RNA, 2192 nt
Organism: Spinacia oleracea (spinach)
Lineage: Eukaryota; Viridiplantae; Streptophyta; Magnoliopsida; Caryophyllales; Amaranthaceae
Product: fatty-acid-binding protein 2
Exons: 11
Coding region: 391-1632 (413 amino acids)
Cellular component (GO): chloroplast stroma
Molecular function (GO): fatty acid binding; intramolecular lyase activity
Source: RefSeq, a predicted model, not a curated record